UGUCUUGUAUUAUUUUGCGUGAUCCUUAAACUAUAACAGAAACUAUAACUCAAAUAUUUUGGGGUGGCGUGGGGCAGGGUUGAGUUGCUUUUAUAAAGCAGUGGAAGGUUUUCGGACCCACGAUUGUACAGAUUUGGUGUAGUUUUUGGAGCUUCUGCCGGUUUUGUACUUUAAAAACCUGCCAAGUUUCGGGUUUUUUUUUUUAAUAUCAAGUGCGAAUGUACAUUGCUGAGCUGCAAUUUGGCAUUCUGGGUUAUGUGAUUUUCUCUUAUUUUGGCGUUCUGAGUUAAUGUAAGACUGUAAUACAUAUCAUACAGUGGGACUGUGUGGUGCAGAAAGCAGCUUACAACUGUCCCUUCUAAAGCCAGCACCAGUAACUCUACCCUCCCAGUCCUACCUGUCUGCACUACAGUCUGCUUCCUACUACAUGUGUGACCCGUACCCAACCCAAACUCAAUGUAGAUGCACAGGCUGAAGCCCAGAGUCCUCCUGACGCACAAGUUAAGAGAGAUGGGAACAGCAUUGCCAAUGGAGAUAUUGGAUAAUGAUUACAGUCUCAGAGAGAAGAUCAAGAAUAUCAUGAAGAAAUAUGAUACUGGGACCCGUUUUGCCAAUAUACCACUUCAAAAAGCAUCAGUUCUGCUGCCACUUUUUAUAAAGGAAGAGAAAAUCCAUUUGCUAUUUACUGUCAGGUCAAUGAAGCUUAAGACUAUGCCAGGAGAUGUGUGCUUUCCAGGAGGACGGCGUGAGCAGACUGAUAAGGAUGAUGUGCAAACUGCUCUCAGAGAAGCCAAAGAGGAAAUUGGCCUCUGUCCUGAGCAGGUGGAGAUCAUUGGCCGACUUAUUCCAGCUAUGUCUAUGUCACCAAGAUAUUUGAUCACACCAGUUGUUGCAGUUGUGGAAGAACCAUUCCAGGCCUGUCCAGAUCCCAAUGAAGUUGCUGAUGUGUUUUUAGUGCCUCUGGAUUUCUUUCUUAGCUCUGAUCAUUACACUAUAUUACAUUUCAAUGUCCCAGGAACUGGAACUCACAGACUCCACACAUUCCACUAUGAAGACAAAGAGAAGAAGAAAAUAUUUAAAAUAUGGGGACUAACAGCUCACUUAGCGUUAUUACUUGCAGUCAUUCUCUUGGAAAAGGCACCUUCAUUUGACUAUAAUCUGCAGAAUGUGCUGCUGGUAAAUGAGAAUGCUCUCUUGAGUUCUUACAGUAAGCUGUAAUUAUACUUGCACAAGGUAUUAAACUGUGCUGCACUUUAAAUAGUACUGCAUAUUAAAAUGUGUCUUCCCUUGUAGCAUAUGUACAUGAUUUCAAGUUACUGUCUGAGCUAAGGUGCUUUAAGAUACAUCAAUAUCUGCUGCAUCUGAGGACUUUAUUAACUGUACGUUUCCCUAUGUUAUGCAUAGACUUUGCACCUUCACCAGUCAAUAUGCAUUAUUACAUUACAUUAUUACAAGCUCUACAGCUGCCUUCCAUGCACAUACAUCUGCCUGUCAGGAGAUUCAUCUGCAUAGCAUGAACAGCAGAAUCCCUACUUUUUUCUUUUUCUCCCUUCUAAGGCCUUCUUAGAAUCAGUAGUCCUCUACUGAAGGCAGCUGUAGAGCUUGUAAUAAUGUAAUGUAAUAAUGCGUAUUGACUGGGGAAGGUGCAAAGUGCAAAAAAAAAAAAAUGUUAGCACUCAUGCACUACAGGGUCAGAGGGAGGCUUUUUCUAGUCCUAUUCAAGGCCUUCUGUUUAUGUAAUUUCCACACCCCUUCACUUUUAUCCUGUACUGAAUGCUGUAAAGUAAUAAAGAACGUCAAUAGAUAGGAAUAUUUGACAAUAACCUUUUAAACAGCACAGCAUUAACCCUACCAAGCAGUACUCAUCAGUUAACAGGCAAAAACCGGCCUCACAAAUCUGAUUACCUUUCUCAUGCUUUAAUGCUCAUUAAAUUAUUUCAUAUUCUGAGACA
Molecule: messenger RNA, 1952 nt
Organism: Xenopus tropicalis (tropical clawed frog)
Lineage: Eukaryota; Metazoa; Chordata; Amphibia; Anura; Pipidae
Gene: nudt7
Product: nudix hydrolase 7
Exons: 6
Coding region: 463-1218 (251 amino acids)
Cellular component (GO): peroxisomal matrix; peroxisome
Molecular function (GO): magnesium ion binding; hydrolase activity, acting on acid anhydrides, in phosphorus-containing anhydrides; hydrolase activity
Source: RefSeq, a predicted model, not a curated record